Messenger RNA from Gadus macrocephalus (Pacific cod), 3704 nucleotides. It is a transcript of the gene creb5a, whose product is annotated as cAMP responsive element binding protein 5a. Gene Ontology annotation, biological process: regulation of transcription by RNA polymerase II. The record is from RefSeq and is a predicted model, not a curated record. Gene Ontology annotation, molecular function: cAMP response element binding; DNA-binding transcription factor activity, RNA polymerase II-specific. The transcript has 4 exons. Bases 1907 to 2791 code for a protein of 294 amino acids. Lineage: Eukaryota; Metazoa; Chordata; Actinopteri; Gadiformes; Gadidae.
UGAAUCAGAGUUAAAAAAAAAUAAACUCGCUUAAAAGACGUUGUUGUCUAACAGGGAGAGAUAGUAUUUAUAUGGGAGGUGUAGGGUGUAGGGGUGAUAUCAUGUUCCAAACAUGACGUCUUUCAGUCUUCUGCUCUUCCUAUUCACUCUCUUAUUUGAUCUCCCUUUCCCCUCGCACCUACUCUCUCCCUCCCUUUCUCUUUUUCUCCUUUCUUUUUCUCUCUCUUUCUCUCUCUCUUUCUCUCUCUCUCUCUUUCACUCCCUCUCUUUCUCUGUCUUUCUCUCUCUCCCUCGCUCUCUCUCUCUCUCACUACCCUCCCUCCCUCCCUCUCUUUCGCUGUCUUUCCGUUCUUCCCUCACUCCUUUCCUCCAUCUCCCCUUUCCCUCCCUUGGCCCAUUCCUCUUUCUCUUUUCAUCUCUUUCCCUCCCUCUCUCUCUCUGUCUCCCUCCCUCCCUCUCCCUCCCUCUCGCCUGUCGGUCCCGUGCUAAGUGUGGGAGAAAGGUGAGAUGAGUUUUAAUUUAGCUCCUUACAGUCUGUUUAGUCAGUUGAUAUGAGGGCAUGAUAAAGUGUGAAACCGUCAAGCUGUGGAGCCCUCAAGCUUCCCAUUAGCUCACAUCGUCCCCUGGCCCCACCGGUCCAGCUCUACUGUUGUCCUCACGGGCCCCUGAACAGAGUCACAUUAGAAAUCAUAGGAUCUGGCCCCCAUUUAGACUCUGCCACGGUCCUGGCAUGAGAAGCACACUUGAGUAUAGGGUUUAUAAGAGGGCGAUAGGAGGAAUUGAUUUGAUACAUUGGUUGCGAAACGGAGGCAUGUUUCGUAGAGGUGUCACGGUAGGACGACACAGGUGUCACCCAUCAUACUAAUUAUGGGUCCGCUGCUUUUAUCUACAUGGACCAGGGUUAUUGUGUACCAUCCUCGUCUGUUAAGUCUAGUACCCGUGCCCUCGUGCUUUAUAGUAGACCCAUAAUUAGUUUAAUAAGCAACACCCGUGUCUGUUUUACAACGACGCCUCUGUGAAAAGAUUCUGGCCUAUAGAUUGUUGGAUGGAAGUGAGCGAGUGAAUGAAUGAGUGAUUGAGUGAGGGAUUAAGUGAGAUAGGGAUUGAGCCAGUUACUAAGUGAAAGAGAGAGUGAGGGAAUAAGUGAAACAUUACCAGGAAAAUAAACCAAGUACAAGUUAUUCUACUGUUUGUAUAUAUAGUGACAUCACCUGGCACCCAUUCAAGGCAAUCACACGCACUAAUCAGGCCGCUGUCCCUGAGAUUCAAUUUUAGUGAUUGAUCGCUUUUCAGGCAUUCCAGUGGUUGAGCGUGAUGUAAACUAGGUGAAAAUUAGAUUUUAAGCAUGGGUGCAAUGGAAUGUUCCUGUGGAUACUUAAACUGUAUCCAUUUCAUUCUACCAACGUAAACCGUGGUGUAGACUCAGGAUAGUGUGACCCACACUGACACACUGCAGUAACGGAGGGUAGUGUGUCAUUAGCUUGUCUCUGAAAUCAAACAAGAAAUGACCCAUAACCGCUGAGGGGCAGUGCAAGACCACAAACAAAGAGAGUCUUUGUCAACAGUUAUGGCAGAGAGAGUAGCCUAACCCACCACCUAAUCUGAUGUACCCUAGCUUCUCCCGAUGUGGGUAAACACACGCACACAACCACCCAUGCUCGUCUAAUGCUACUAGCGAUGGCGUCAGUGAUGGGGCGGCAGUAGCUCAGGAGGUACAGCAGGUUGGCUGGUGACCGCAAGGUUGCUAGUUUGAUCCCCGGCUCCUCCUAGCUGAGUGUCGAGGUAUCCCUGAGCACGACAGCUAACCCUUACUGCUCCCGACGAGCUGGCUGUCGCCUCGCGUGGUUGACUCCGCCAUCGGUGCAUGAAUGGGUGAAGGAGCGCGAUGGAUAAAAGCACCAUAUGAAUGCGGUCCCUUUACCAUCAUCCUAAUCCACCUUUUCUCCUCACCUUGCAGAGGGGCAAACCGACGCCGAGCCACCACCACCACCACCACCCCAACCAGCCGCAGCAUCACGGCAUGACGCCCGUCGGCCACAUGAUGGACGUGAUGUCACAGCGGCAGCCGCAGAUGCCCCCGCACCACCCGCACCACCACCACCUCCCCGCCGCGCCCCUCCCCUACCAGCCCCGGGGCCACGGCGCCCUGCCCGGGCAGCAUCCCCUGGGCGCGGGCACCGGCCAUCAGCUCCGCCAGCCGGGGAACGCCCCCCACAGCCAGCCCCAGCACUCGCCCCUGUCCCACCUCCACCACGGCCCCCUGCCGCAGCACGGGUCCCCCCUCUCCAUUGCGUCAGAGCUCUCCCCGGGGUCCCAGCAGAUGCAUUCCCCCCAGCCGUGUCUGCCCCAUCAUGCACUGGGGCAGAGCGGGGGUCGCCGACGGAGGACCACGGAGCACGACCCCGACGAGCGGCGGCAGAAGUUCCUGGAGCGUAACCGGGCGGCGGCCACACGCUGCCGCCAGAAGAGGAAGGUGUGGGUGUCGUCGCUGGAGAAGAAGGCGGAGGAGCUGACACACACCAACCUGCAGUUACAGAACGAGGUGACAUCACUGAGGUCAGAAGUGGGCCAGCUGAAGCAGAUUCUCCUGACCCACAAGGACUGUCCCGUCACCACACACCAGAGAGAGACACAGGGUUAUGCCAAUGCAGGGCUGAGCCCGGGAGGAAGUCCCGCCCUCGCAUGUCCCGGCUCUCAUCGCGGGGCCGUUCAGCACAACAGCAUCUCCACCUCCUCCACCCCCACCACGGCAGGAGGGGACACGGGGCACGACCACCACCCCGGGCGUUAGCCGACAGACGUCCACCUGGCAAAGGGCCCCGCCCCGGCCCCCCAGCUCCUCUGCUCCUUCUGACCCCCCCAGCCAUGUCCCCAGCCAGGUCCGCCCUGUGGCCUCGGCCGUCCACACCCAUGAACACACUGAACUGGGGGGAGGAUAACAGAGUCUAGAUUAUGGGUGCGAGAGGAGCCAAGAAAAACAGGGGGGGGGGGGACAGGGAGAGAGGGUGGGACGGGGGGGGGGACUUGGCUCUGCCACAUCCGGAACCAAAUCUGUUUCUCUUGCCUGUGACAAAAAGAAAAUGCCCUGAGUUGUGCUACUAUUCCUGAUCUGCUGCAAUGGACACGUGGCAGUGGGGGGUCGAACGGGCGCUGAGGAAAAUAGGUCUUUGAUAGCGACAAGGCUAAGCUAAGCUUAGCUUGUUGUACGUGGACUGCAUUGUAUUUGGAAGCACAAAGCAAAAACUAGUAAGGCACUUUAACUUAGAAUCUUUUUCUUGCUAAUAUCUUGCACUAAUGUGUCCUAACAAGAAGAGAAAUAUCAUGGUAUUAUGUAAACAACUUAUUGUGUUUUUUUGUUUGUUUUUCAAAGUAUGGGCUCAAUAAGACAUAAGCCUUUUUUAAAACACCCCCAGGGCAAGCUACAGAAGAAACAAACAAACUGUGUAUAUUGUAUAAAAAAGUUAUUUUUUUGUAGAGAUGCCUUCAUUCCCUGUAGCGUUGUAAAUGAAAACGACAUUUUUAAUAAUGGAUUGUACAGUGGCUCUUUGUGUCACUUUAAUUUUAUAGAAAGUUCCUAUUUUCAUUCAAACUGACCCAAGCUUAACUCCAGCUUGUGCCCUGAAAUACCCACACAGCUCUAUUAAGGCUUCACUUUUUGUACUGUACAGACAUGGACAAUCAAUUAAAAUCACUUAUUCUUGCUA